UAAAGUUACCUACCUAUGGAAUAUAAUUGAAUAUCAGGCGAAUGUUGAUACCUCUUUAUAGAUAUUUGAAAAAUGUAUAACUUUAGAAACGGUUGGUAGACAUAACGGGUUUAUUCAAAUUUUUUUCACUUCUCGGACGACGUUGCAGCGCCGGUGCGACUGUUGUCUGGACAUGGUGCUCAAGUCGUUUUUACAGAUGUUCAACCCCAGCGUGGAAGCUGGUCCUGGACGGUUGGUCAGCCGGCACCCGUACAACGACGGCUUCAUGCCCGACUAUCCGUUGGAAGUUAUCGGUCACGACGGCGAGUGGGUCAAGCCACCUGAUGACAACUACGACGGAAGAGUGCAGACGGCCGACUACGUGGACGACGGUGCGGGUAAUGGUGCAAGUACAGGAGGUGAUACGAGUGGUAGUGGCGGUGCAAGUUCGGGAGGUGGCGCAGGUGGUACGAGUGGCGAUAGUGGACGCCGCCGACUGGGAUACUCCAUCCGGCAACAGAAGAUUGACGCGGCUAUCGUCGCAGAAGCUCCAAGUUCCGGUCCAGGGAUACGGCCCGACGACCAUCGGCCCUUUUCGGAUUUCAUCGUCAGCCUCCUCAGAACGGUUCAGCUGACCCCCCGAGCGAUGCUCAAAAAGUCAAAAGGCAAAUCACCCGGUGCAGUCUCGGUCACGAAGACGACUGUGCAUCAUUAUUAGCCGCAACAUAACGGCGGCAUCCCUAUGGAGCGUAUAGUAGCAAGACUUGGCGGCGGGUGCAGUGGGUGGGCUAACACUAGGGACAAACCAUUUUGAACUUAGUUUUUCAAACCUUUCUUCGACUGUCUAUAACACAUAUAGUUCAUAAUAUAUAACUUGUUGUAUAACAUAUAGCUAUAGUUCAUAAAUUCGUUCAAAGGUGCUUCGUGUCUUCAUCAUAAUAUAUGAUAUAGGUAAUACAACGUAGGUAUACGAAUAUUAAUAGCAAUGGACAAUAGUAUAAAAUAUAAUAUAACAUAUAGAUACUCACAAACAUACUUUCUAACUAAUUUUUUUAAUCGCCCGUGGGUCAUGAAAUUUCACGAAAAAAUGUACACCCCUUUACCAACGUCACUGUCGAACACCAAAGUUGGUUAGGUAAUUAUAUUUAAACUAUAUUCAAGAUUUUUAAUUACCUAUACGUAUAUUUAAAAUUUAUUUUUUCCCUCGACUUCCUUUAGUCUUCUCGUUUAGUUCUCGUUUUAUUUUAGUGUAUUUAAUUGUAAUUUUAUCAAACACGCAUUAUUAGCGUUAUUAUAUACUAACCUAGCAUUAAUAUUAGCAAAAAAAAUCACAUUUUGGAGAAAAAAUUAUAUUAAUUUUUAAUUCGAUCUUCUAUUCUAUAUUAGCACAAACCUAAUGGGUAAAUAAUAAUUGUUCCAUUCUAAUCGGCUUACAACAUGAACAAAACUUCAAUUUAUUUAACUUUUUAACAUUAUAUUCAAGUUCCAACUCCGGGAGUGGUUCGUAUAUAUAUUGCGUACAAUAUAUAUGGUCUACAAGAACACAAUUUGUGUUUAUUUAAUUUUUUUUCGGCUCCAAGGCCGAGACUAAAGUAUGAAUAUUGUAAUAUUUGUAAUGGACAAGUCGUGCUAAUUCGCACGGACUUCUGGUGCGCUUACUAUAUUAUAUUGUUUAUGUUGAAAUGUUCAAGGAAAAAACAAUCAACAUCCCGAUGUUUGUUCGAUACGUCAUAGUGACACAGUGUCAUAUACUAUAUAAUAAACCACGAUGCACAUUUAAUUUAAGUCAGUAUAUUAUUAUGAUAUUUGCACGCUGAUGUAUGUAUAGUUGUCACAUUGUUAUUACGUAUUAUAGUUGUAUUAUAUUAUAAUAUUAUGGUUACUGGUUUUUUUGUACUAACCCGGUUUGUUGCGCGAUUGUUUAAU
Molecule: messenger RNA, 1905 nt
Organism: Myzus persicae (green peach aphid)
Lineage: Eukaryota; Metazoa; Arthropoda; Insecta; Hemiptera; Aphididae
Exons: 1
Coding region: 173-697 (174 amino acids)
Source: RefSeq, a predicted model, not a curated record